Molecule: messenger RNA, 1173 nt
Organism: Diospyros lotus (date-plum)
Lineage: Eukaryota; Viridiplantae; Streptophyta; Magnoliopsida; Ericales; Ebenaceae
Product: cyclin-dependent kinase F-4-like
Exons: 1
Coding region: 34-999 (321 amino acids)
Biological process (GO): protein phosphorylation; intracellular signal transduction
Cellular component (GO): nucleus; cytoplasm
Molecular function (GO): ATP binding; protein serine/threonine kinase activity
Source: RefSeq, a predicted model, not a curated record
AUCACUAUUCACUGGUCAUCAAGUUCAUAAAAGAUGGAGAGGUACAAGGCAAUUAAUGAAGUUGGCGAGGGAACCUUUGGCACUGUUUGGCGAGCCAUAAAUAAGCAGACUGGCGAAACUGUUGCAAUUAAGAAAUUGAAGAGAGAAUAUCAUACAUGGGAGGAAUGCAUAAAUACGAGAGAAGUCAAGUCAUUGCGGAGAAUGACGCAUCCUAAUAUUGUGAAGCUGAAGGAAGUCAUCAAGGAAAAUAACACGCUGUAUUUUGUGUUCGAAUACAUGGAGUGCAACCUAUACCAACUCAUGAAAGACAGGGCAAGGCUUUUCUCAGAGGCCGAAAUCAGAAACUGGUGUUUCCAAGUGUUAAAGGGUCUUGCAUACAUUCACCAGCAAGGAUAUUUUCAUCGCGACCUGAAGCCAGAGAACUUGCUGGUCUCGAAAGAUGCAAUCAAGAUUGCUGAUUUUGGUCUUGCCCGCGAGAAUGAUUCACAGCCACCGUUCACAGAAUACGUCUCAACGCGCUGGUAUCGCGCCCCAGAAGUGCUGCUCAAGUCGCCAACUUAUAGUUCUGCAGUUGAUAUGUGGGCAAUGGGUGCAAUAAUGGCCGAGCUAUUCACCCUACGGCCUCUUUUUCCAGGUUCAAGUGAAGCGGAUGAGAUGUACAAAAUAUGCAGCGUCAUAGGCACGCCAACAGAGAGCGAGUGGGCCGAUGGGGUGAAACUUGCAAGUGUUAUUAUUAACUACGAGCUGCCACAGAUGAAAGGGGUCCAUCUAUCUGCAUUGGUGCCAACCGCCAGUGAGGAAGCAAUCAAUCUUAUGACGCUGCUCUGUUCCUGGGAUCCUUCCAAGAGGCCGACAGCUUUAGAGGCCCUCCAGCAUCCAUUUUUCCGGAGCUGCUUUCACAAGAUUCCACCGUCUCCCCGUUUCAAAACUAAGAAUUGUAACCUUCCAAAGAUGGCGGCUGGCAAGCAAGAACACCCACCCCCACCUGCAAGAAUAUAAAGGCAAGGGCUGCUGGCUUGAUGGAGAUGAGGGGGUGAUGAGUUUACUAAUGGGUCUUCUUUUUAGCUUAUAAGGUUCAAAAACUAAAGAGUUGUAAUUUGUUCUUUUUUUUUUUUAUUGUAACUUGUAAAUGGAAAAGGGUUCAUUGUGAAGCUGGCCAGGCCUGAACAUUUA